UACAAAUUUAAAACUGAGCAUAUGCAUUUGCAUCAAAAUAAACUUCAAAAUUCAUCUUAAAAUCAAAUCUUCAACCCAAACCAGUUUGAAUAUUUUACAGAGAUAGUUCCCCCUCUACACCCUGCUGCUGAAGCGAGGGGUGUGGUUAGCUGUUAGUCAGUGCGCAUCAGGUAUCCAUCCCACACUAUAUAACCCUGUGAACCGAGAGGGGAGCCGCAGCAAGACAGGCGCACCAUCGGGGUGACUACAUCAGCAGACAACUAUCCAAAAAUGGCCAACAUGCUGAGAUCGUGGAUGAUGUUUGCAGCGCUCGUCGUCUGCCUCCUCGUGUGUUUGAGCAGCUUCGCGGACGCCUACCCACCCAAACCGGAGAGCCCGGGGAGCAACGCCUCACCGGAGGACUGGGCCAAAUACCACGCAGCUGUCAGGCAUUAUGUUAACCUCAUCACCAGACAGAGGUACGGGAAGAGGUCGAACCCUGAGCAGGCGGUCGCGUGGCUCCUGUUUGGGGCUGAUUCCAGCCAAGACAAUGAACCACGCUCCGACUAUGGCGAUCAGUGGUAAAUGAACCCAGUGUUAACCCACGCCUCCCUCCAAUCCUUCAAUUCAGCAACAAUCAGAACACAAUGAGAUUCUCAAGUGACAGCCUGCACUAGACCGUGUGACUCUCCAUGUUAAUUAUUUAAUGUGCAUGCAAAUAUCCCCCCCUCCCCUCUCCCUCUCUCUCUCUCUCUCUCUCUCUCUCUCUCUGUUUGUCUUCCUCUCUCAGUAAGCCUAAAUCUAUUUGCUCUUGGGCCAAAAAAUGUAAAUAAUUUGUAAAAUCAAUCUUUACAAUACAGAAUUAAAUGAAAUAAAAGUAUUA
This is a messenger RNA of Larimichthys crocea (large yellow croaker), 862 nucleotides long. It is a transcript of the gene pyyb, whose product is annotated as peptide YYb. NCBI's taxonomy places the organism in Eukaryota, Metazoa, Chordata, Actinopteri, Sciaenidae. Bases 271 to 564 code for a protein of 97 amino acids. Gene Ontology annotation, biological process: feeding behavior; neuropeptide signaling pathway. Gene Ontology annotation, cellular component: extracellular region. The transcript has 4 exons. The record is from RefSeq and is a predicted model, not a curated record. Gene Ontology annotation, molecular function: neuropeptide hormone activity; neuropeptide Y receptor binding.